Molecule: messenger RNA, 2346 nt
Organism: Ananas comosus (pineapple)
Lineage: Eukaryota; Viridiplantae; Streptophyta; Magnoliopsida; Poales; Bromeliaceae
Product: histone deacetylase 5
Biological process (GO): chromatin organization
Cellular component (GO): histone deacetylase complex
Molecular function (GO): histone deacetylase activity
Source: RefSeq, a predicted model, not a curated record
CGCCGCCGCCGUCGGCUGUGGGCCUCGUUUACGACGAGCGCAUGUGCGGCCACGCCACCCCGGACGGCGAGAGCCACCCCGAGAACCCCGAGCGCCUCCGCGCCAUAUGGCGAAAGCUCGAGGCCGAGGGGAUCACGAAGAGGUGUGUUCUUGUGAAGGCAAAGGAAGCUGAGGAUCAGGAUAUAGCGUCGGUUCAUAGCCAAAACCAUAUUAAGCUGAUCAGAAGCAUCAGCUCGAAGCAAUUCGACUCUCGCCGGAAUAAGAUUGCUAAGAGGUUCAAUUCUAUUUACUUUAAUGAGGGUUCGUCGGAAUCUGCUUACCUCGCGGCAGGCUCAGUUAUUGAGGCAGCUGAGAAAGUUGCUAAUGGGGAACUUAAUUCGGCGAUUGCUCUAGUAAGGCCUCCUGGACAUCAUGCAGAGCAUAAUGAGGCUAUGGGAUUUUGCCUCUUCAACAAUGUGGCUAUUGCAGUUAGCUUUCUAUUAAAGGAGCCAGAAUUAGGUAUAAAAAAGAUUUUGAUUGUGGAUUGGGAUGUUCAUCAUGGAAAUGGCACACAGAAUACAUUUUAUAAGGAUCCUCAUGUAUUAUUCUUUUCUGUUCACAGAUUUGACUUUGGAACUUUCUAUCCUGCUGGUGGGGAUGGCUCUCAUUGUAUGGUUGGCGAAGGUCCUGGUCAAGGUUAUAACAUCAAUGUUCCUUGGGAACAUGGACGAUGUGGUGAUGCAGAUUACCUUGCUGUGUGGGAUCAUGUACUAAUACCUGUUGCUGAAGCUUACAAUCCUGACAUAGUUAUGAUUUCUGCUGGAUUUGAUGCAGCCCUUGGUGACCCACUUGGUGGUUGUUGUAUUACUCCUUACGGAUAUUCUCUUCUGCUGAAAAAGCUGAUCACUUUUGCUCGAGGAAAGAUAGUAAUGGUCCUUGAAGGAGGUUACAAUCUUAAGUCAAUAGCGAAUUCUGUUUUUGCUUGCGCAAAAGUUUUAUUGGGAGAGGAACCUUCUCUUGGUUCAGUGGAGAACAAACCUUUUGAGUCCACGUGGCGAGUCAUACAAGCGGUUCGUGAUGAAUUGAAAACCUAUUGGCCUGUUCUGGGUGGUAAAUUACCGGAAGAAUUACUGGCUCACAGUAGAAAACUCAACCUAGCUGAGCUAAACUUUUAUUCAAGUUCUGAAUCAGAUGAGGAGGAUCUUCAUGAGCCCUCUGCUUCUGUCUGUUCAGUUAAUGUCAUUGAGGUUGCUGAAGAUGAUCUGAGUUCCCAGCUUUCAAGGUUGAAUGUAGAUGGGCUGGAUCAUGCAAAAGGAACUACCUCUAAUCACAGUGCAACUACCAAAGAUCUAAAUGAUCCACUUGAAGCAAGUCAUAAUGUAACCAUGAAGAUUCUUGACGGUUGUGUUCCUUGGAGAUCAGCUCUAUUAGAAACUUACAUUUGGUAUGCUAGCUAUGGAUCAAAUAUGUGGAGGCCAAGGUUUCUCUGCUAUAUUGAAGGGGGGAAGGUCGAAGGUAUGAGUCAACCAUGUUGUGGAUCACGGGAUAGAAGUUCACCAAAAGAUGUUGCCUGGAAAACCAUGCCUCACAGAUUAUUCUUUGGGAGAUCAUUUACCCGCUCAUGGGGCCCUGGGGGUGUUGCUUUUCUUCAUCCUGAAAGUAACAGCAAUGAGAAAGCUCACAUAUGCAUGUACAAGAUAACGCUUGAGCAGUUCAAUGAUUUAUUGUUCCAAGAAAAUUGUUUAGUGAAAGAGAACUGUUCUAUCCAACAGAUCGAGUCUCCUUUGUUCAAUUUGUCUUCUCUGGACUUCGUUUCUGAAAACAAGUCUCUCCAUCUUGAGGUCCUUAAGGAUGGAUGGUAUUCUAAUGUUCUUUAUCUGGGAAAGGAGGAUGAUCUUCCAAUUCUAACAAUGACGUGUGGAUUAUCUGAUUUUGAGCGAUUUAAAUCAGGUGAGGUGCCACUUACUGCCCCUGCAAAAGGCUAUGUAAAUACGUUGGUGAAAGGACUAACAGAAGGGAAACAGCUUAGCGAAGCAGCAGCAAUUGAUUACAUUAAUGAUGCUACUGUUAGGAAGUUAUAAUCACCCAGUUUCGGCAUAUCUUUUGCGCACUAAAUACAAAGGAGACCUUGAAUUCGAAUGUAUAGUGAUUUUGGUGGCCUGUAAAGAUUUGCCGCACAUUAAUGAUACUAUUACUACACUAACCGAUUUUAGGAAUAGUGUGAAUUGUGGAAACUUGAUAGGUAAUGCUUAUUGGAUACUAUACUGUUUAUUGUACUUUUUGGUUGUGACUAUUUUGUUUGCUAACUUUGGGUGUUUGUUCUAAGACAGCUUAAUCAUUUCUACAUUUUGUAUGAUUUUCUUUCAA